Molecule: messenger RNA, 2376 nt
Organism: Striga asiatica
Lineage: Eukaryota; Viridiplantae; Streptophyta; Magnoliopsida; Lamiales; Orobanchaceae
Source: the annotation of a GenBank genome assembly
AUGUGCAUUCAUUUGGCCUCGGGUGUCGUGUGGGUCCAGAAGAGUGUUUGUGUGUAUGUUUACCCGCCUCCAAGUUCUGCGGCAUGCUAUGUAUUCUCAUCUAAUGGCUGCAAGGCGAUACAAAACUGGCUUCCUCCUCCGCCUGCCAGAGAACUAACGGAUGAUGAAAUCGCUUCUCGUGUUGGUCAUGAAGGUAAAUUUUCUGUGUAUGUGCAUGCCUCCAAGGAUAAACCUGUGCAUUUUAGCCGUUACUUUUUUGAUCGGGAAAUUCGCAGUGAUGAGGUUUUCCCUAAUUCCUCGGUAACAUGGGGGAAAAUCUCAAUGGUUGAUGCAGAAAGACGGCUUUUAGGAAAUGCACUCAAAGAUCCAGACAACCAACAUUUUGUACUACUUUCUGAUAGCUUUGAGGAUCCUGGUCCACAUGGAAGUGGAAGGUAUAUUGAAUAUAUGUUACCUGAAGUCGAGAAGAACGAUUUCCGAAAGGGUUCACAGGAGGAGAACAUCUUUCAAACUUAUCUUUGGUUUACAAUGAAGCGGCAGCAUGCUAUUAUAAUCAUGGCUGAUGGUCUAUACUACUCAAAAUUCAGGGACUAUUGCAAGGCUUCAUCAGUUGAGGUCCUAGCCACAUUUGUGCCAGGCAUGGAAGGACGCAACUGCUACUCUGAUGAGCACUAUCUGCCCACCUUUUUUUAUAUGCUUGAUCCAGCUGGAAUAGCUAAUUGGUCUGUAACACAUGUUGACUGGUCUGAAAUGAAGUGGCAUCCAAAGUCAUACCAAGCGCAGCCAUUAACUUCCAAUGACUUUUGCAGUCUAUUAGAGAGAGCAUGCAUGUUACCAGUGAUGAAAGGAGAGAUAUUCAGAUUCGACGUUGCUUGUGGAAUGGAAAUGAAAGACCAUAAGUUGCAGUCGAUCCCAUUUAGUGUAGCUUCUAAUUUUGCAAGCACAUCCGGGAACAAUGCUGUUAUGCUUGUUAGAUACGAGAUUGUUAAAGAUCCAACACGUUCACUUUGCAUGAUGAUACGUUUUUGCCAUCCUCAUCAAUAUAAAUCCGCAUCUUGCUCCAUCAUCAUAUGUCACAACCAACCACAUACAAAAGUUGCACCGAUGACCACGAAUUCCAUCAAUUCACUCCAAACAUUCUGUUGCAUUCUAGCUUCCAUGUUUCUUGCUCUCGAGGCCCGACGUUAUUCUUUCCCAACAACAACGGCCGUGAUUAACCCCUCAAACAAUACGACUAAACUCAUCCUUCCACUCAUCCACCGUCAUGCUAUUUUACGCCCAUUCCCAAACACCACCACCUCAAAUUCUACAAAUCACGCAAACUACAACAACUCAUUGUCCCGCGACAUCGACGUCAGGAGCCUUCUAAUUCCAGACCAAGAAGCCAUGGGUUUCCUUGUAAACAUAUCGAUAGGCGAGCCCUCGGUUCCUCAGCUCCUGGCCUUGGACUCAGGAAGUUCCCUAACAUGGGUGCAGCCCCUCAUGUGCAGGGGUUGCACCCCAGCCCAAGGCCCCAUCUACGACCCUGGGGCCUCCUCCACGUACAAACCCCUCUCGUGCGCCUCCUUAUACCAAUGCAUACAACACUCCGAAUUCUCCAACUGCCGCAAGGACUCCCGGUGCACCUACUCCGUGGAUUACCUGGAUACCUCCCACUCGACCGGCGUUCUCGCCCUCGAGAAGUUCACGUUCGUCACCUCCGAGGGGGGCACAUCCGUAAUUUCGGACCUCGCGUUCGGGUACGGGCAUGAAAGCACCGGAAACCUGCAACGCGUGAGCGGGAUCCUCGGCCUCCAAGUCCUGAACGAGCACUCGCUCGUGUCCCGACUGGGCAACAGGUUCUCGUACUGCCUCGGUAACAUUAGCGACCCCAAUUACCCAUACAGCCGUCUGGCACUCGGCUCGGGUGCUGUAAUCGAAGGUUUCUCGACCCCACUGAGAUUUUUGCAGGAUGGCUACGUGGUGAGCUUGAGGGGGAUCAGCAUGGGCGGGAAAAAUCUAGAUAUAUUUAAGGAGAAUGGCUUUGAGUAUCAGAUGCUGGUUGACACCGGGUCUACAUUGAUUAGUCUGGAGAGGGGUGCGUAUGAGGAGGUGAGUGGAGCGGUUGGGGAGUUGUUGGACGAGCGGUUGAGCCGUUUUGGCACAGACAGGUUGUGUUAUUUGGGUGAUUUGAGACGGGAUCUCGAGGGUUUCCCGCUCGUGACUCUGCUGCUAGAGGAGGGGGCCGAGGUUUAUCUUGGAGUGGAGAGUAUUUUCCGGCGAGAGAAUGAUGAGGUGUUUUGCCUGGCCAUGAAAGUUGCUAUAUCGGGGAAUAAUAUAAUUGGGGCGUAUGCUCAGCAAUAUUAUAAUGUUGGGUUUGAUUUGGAUGCAAAGAGG